This is a messenger RNA of Sphenostylis stenocarpa, 1554 nucleotides long. Lineage: Eukaryota; Viridiplantae; Streptophyta; Magnoliopsida; Fabales; Fabaceae. The record is from the annotation of a GenBank genome assembly.
AUGGAUUCUCAACUACUUAACGUGUUAGCCCUUAUCGUGUCCUUUCUCCUCUUCAUAGUUUUGGCACUCAAAAUAACGAGCAAUCUCAUCAAAACUGAGCCAUCUCCAAACAUACCUCCAGGACCAUGGAAGCUACCUAUCAUAGGAAACAUACACAAUCUUGUUACAUCAACACCACACCGAAAACUCACAGACUUGGCCAAAAUAUAUGGCCCCUUGAUGCAUCUCCAACUUGGGGAGAUCUUCACCAUCGUUGUUUCCUCAGCUGAGUAUGCUAAGGAGAUCAUGAAUACCAAAUAUCUCAUCUUUGCAUCAAGGCCUCACAUCCUAGCUGCAGAUAUACUGUUUUAUGGAUCCACCGAUAUUGUUUUUUGUCCUUACGGAAAUUAUUGGAGACAGCUACGAAAAAUAUGCACAAUGGAACUUUUAACCCAAAACCGUGUCAACUCAUUCCAGCCAAUAAGAGAAGAAGAACUCACUAGCCUUGUCAAAAUCAUUGAUUCACACAAAGGGUCUUCCUUCAACCUCACUAAAGCAAGCUGCGUUUGGCAUGAAAAGCAAAAACCAAGAUUCAUUUCUGUGCUAAAAGAAAUGCCACUUGGUGCAGGUUUUAGCGUAGGAGAUCUAUUUCCUUCUGCUAAAUGGCUUCAACUUGUCACUGGUUUGAGGCCUCAGCUUGAGAAGGUGCAUCGACAAAUGGAUCGGACAUUGGAAGAUAUCAUCAAUGAACACAAAAAGCAAAAGUCAAAGGAUAAAUAUGGCCAAGGUGAAGCAGAGGAAGAUUUGGUAGAUGUUCUCCUAAAAUUCCUGGAUGGAAAUGGAAGCAACCAGGACUUUUGCUUAACUAUGAACAAUAUCAAAGCUAUAAUUCUGCAUAUACUUUCUGAAUUUGAUUCCUUCGAGGACAUGUUUGUUGGCGGAGGUGAGACAUCUUCAUCUACCAUCAUAUGGGCAAUGGCAGAGAUGAUAAGGGAGCCAAGAGUAAUGAACAAAGCACAAAUUGAGGUGAGAGACGCAUUCGAUUUGAAAGCAAGGGUUGACGAAAUUUGCAUUGAUGAACUCAAAUAUUUGAAGUCAGUUGUCAAAGAGACCCUAAGGUUACAUCCACCACUUCCUCUAUUCAUCAGAGAUUGUGAACAGACAUGUGAGAUUAAAGGGUAUCAUAUACCAGUCAAACAUAGGGUAGUUGUGAAUGCUUGGGCAAUUGGGAGAGAUUCAAGCUACUGGACUGAACCAGAGAGGUUUUACCCAGAGAGGUUCAUUGAUAACCCGAUUGAUUAUAAAGGGACAAACUUUGAGUACAUUCCAUUUGGUGCUGGAAGAAGAAUAUGCCCAGGCAGCACCCUUGGUCUGAUAAAUGUUGAGCUGAGUCUUGCAUUUUUGUUGUAUCAUUUCGAUUGGAAGCUUCCUAAUGGAAUGAAAAAAGAGGACUUGGAUAUGACUGAGCAAUUUGGACUUACUGUUUUCAAAAAAGAUGACCUAUAUUUGACACCAGUCACUGCUCGACCGAUCCUGAAUAGGGAAGCAAGCAUGCAUGGAAAGAAGGGUGCGUAG